Saccoglossus kowalevskii is the source of this 1097-nucleotide messenger RNA. Its product is annotated as sulfotransferase 1B1-like. Lineage: Eukaryota; Metazoa; Hemichordata; Enteropneusta; Harrimaniidae. The record is from RefSeq and is a predicted model, not a curated record. Gene Ontology annotation, molecular function: sulfotransferase activity.
CAGGUACCUCCCCAAAACAGCAUCAGUACCCGCUAAUCUACUGUUAGCUAUGUCCAAGUGUUGAUAUAUGGCUGCUGUUACAUUAAUGUUAGCCCCCCCAUUCAUUCUAAUGUACAGCCGAAUGGUUGGUCCAUUCACUAACUCUCGCGAUCACAUGCGGGGAACAUAAAUCUAUUGUUGUUACCACUAUGACGAAUGUGCUAGCUAAACCGCCAUGGGACCACUGUUACUACGUACGACCUGGAUACCUGAUGUCAACUGCAACUAACAGUAUUGAGAACAUAAAGAACUUUGAAGUGAGAGAUGAUGAUGUCUUCAUUGCGUCAUAUCCAAGAUCUGGUACAUACUGGUUAACUAGAGUUGUACGAGCAAUUAAGACAUUGAAUAAGUCAACCAUGGAUGUCGAUCAUGCAAUUAUGGAUGAUCUGUUUUUCACACUAUCAUGGAAACCCUUUCCGGAUUCCCCAGAUUCAUCCAAAUAUUCUUCAGCCCUCGACAAAUAUAAUAAAUGCUCAACAUCAUCACCAAGAACGAUAGGAUUUCAAAUGUUACCAGAGUUCUUACCAACCCAAUAUUAUGAAAAGAAACCAAAGACAAUCUAUCUCCAUAGAAAUCCCAAAGACGUGGCUGUUUCGUGGUAUUUUUACCAUUUAACCUCUAAUUUUUUGGGAAAGCCGACCAGCUGGGAGCAGUAUUUUGAAGAAUUCCUGAAAGGAAAUGUUGAAAAAGGUUCUCCUUUCGAAAACAUUAAACAAUGGUGUAAAUAUAAAAAUAAUCCAGAUUUAUUAUGGAUCAAAUAUGAAGACAUGUUAAAGGAUCCAAAGAAUGAAUAUUACAAGGUCGCACGUUUUUUGGACAGACCUAUGUCUGAAGAAGAGAUGAAGGUUGUUAUGCAUGUUUGUGAUAUUAAUUACAUGAAACAGUUUUUUAAACGUGACCCAUUUGCACAAAAUAUAAUGACAGAAGGGCAUAAAUAUGUAAGGCAAGGAAAUACUGGCGACUGGAAGAAUUAUUUCACUGUGGCUCAAAAUGAGGCAUUUGAUAAAGUGUAUCAUGAAGAAAUGAAAGGAUAUGAAGACUUGAUAUAUCAAUUUUGA